UUGCGUCGGAGCAGUUCCAUAGCAACCGUAAAGAACAACAUGGCAAAAGCAACAACUAUUAAAGAGGCCCUGGCGAAAUGGGAGGAGAAAACAGGUGAAAAAGCGAAUGAGGCCACAGCAGUGAAGCUUUAUGGUCAGAUCCCUCCCAUUGAAAAAAUGGACGUAUCUCUCUCAAACCUUGUCAACUGCGAGAGAUUAUCCUUGUCUACAAACUGUAUUGAAAAAAUUGCCAACUUGAAUGGUCUAAAGAACCUUAAGAUACUGUCCUUGGGCCGGAAUAACGUCAAAAACCUUAAUGGACUUGAGGCAGUAGGUGAUACUCUGGAGGAGCUGUGGAUCUCUUAUAACCUCAUAGAAAAACUGAAGGGAAUUCAUGUCAUGAAGAAACUCAAGGUCUUGUACAUGUCUAACAAUUUGGUCAAGGAAUGGGGGGAGUUUCAGAAGCUGGCAGAUCUUCCAUCAUUGGUAGACCUUGUCUUUGUGGGGAAUCCAUUAGAAGAGAAGUAUUCUGCAGAUGGCAACUGGAUGGAGGAAGCUACUAAGAGGCUUCCCAAGCUUAAAAAGCUAGAUGGAAACCCUGUUAUCAAACGAGAAGAGGAGGAAGGUGAAGGGGAGAGUUGAUGCAAUUCCUUUAAAUAUUCUAAAAUUGGUGCAUUUUUAUUGUUUAAACACCAGUCUGUGCAAUAUUUGCAUUUUUCAGGUGUAUUUAUAUGGAAUAAGCUAAAAACCUAAAUCCAUUUUCUUGAGCUUUAACACUAUUUGAAUAGAUCUGAAAAGCACACACUUGAUGCAUUUUGUUAGCCUUAGCACAAGCGGAAAUAUACAAUCAUAAUGUAUGGGUGGUGCAGAAGGACAGAUUGGAUGGUACUCAUUACUUAAAGACAUUUCUACUUAAUAUAUCUCAUGCUUAAAAACGUAUUAUGAAGUAUUAAUAUGUACACCUAUUAUACUUAAUAAUUUAACAACUUGAUUCAGUGAAGUAAGAUCUUUGACUUGAAUAACCAGUUAAUUUCCAUGUUCCCACAUGAAGGACAUAUUAAAAGAUGAGAAAGUUAAUGACAAAACUUUUCAGGGAAAUCAAUAACUUGAUAGAUUGUAACAGUAAAUGCAAGCCAGUGACAGCAACUACAAAACUGGAAUGACCGAUCAAGUGUGGACUGGCUUUAACUGUUCUAUUUGGUGGUGCUAUGCUUUAGUAUGUCUCUAUUAGGAGGCUACUUUAAAAAUACUCUGUAUUUAAAGUUCAUUAAUAAUUGCAAGAUUCAAAUUCUAAAUAGCAUACUUUUUGUAAUAAUUUUGUUUUGACAUAAGCAAACUCCUAAUCUAUUUGCAGCUAUCCUGUUGUCAUACAGUUCCAUUACUCAGUGUAUUGUUAACAUAUUAUUUUGUAUGGUGCAAAAUGAGAGCAAUUUCUUUAUAGAGUAACAUCAGUGUACAGUGGCCAAAUAAAGAUACCAUAACUAAUACUGUAAUUAAAAUGUUGUCUGACUUUCUUAAAAUUUUAUAAGUGUGAUUUCAAUUUUAUAGAAACAAUUUUGAGCAUGUUUUUGACCCCUAUAUAUGUUUUUGUUUACUGUUUCAUAAGAAACAAUAAAACUAUUUUGUCCUCUGCUCAAGUUA
Molecule: messenger RNA, 1620 nt
Organism: Carassius auratus (goldfish)
Lineage: Eukaryota; Metazoa; Chordata; Actinopteri; Cypriniformes; Cyprinidae
Product: dynein light chain 1, axonemal-like
Exons: 8
Coding region: 40-621 (193 amino acids)
Biological process (GO): outer dynein arm assembly
Cellular component (GO): cytoplasm
Molecular function (GO): alpha-tubulin binding; dynein heavy chain binding
Source: RefSeq, a predicted model, not a curated record